This is a messenger RNA of Colletotrichum scovillei, 674 nucleotides long. RefSeq lists its product as uncharacterized. Lineage: Eukaryota; Fungi; Ascomycota; Sordariomycetes; Glomerellales; Glomerellaceae. The transcript has a single exon. The coding region runs from base 1 to 657 and encodes 218 amino acids. The record is from RefSeq and is a predicted model, not a curated record.
AUGGACAUGCUGGACUGCCCGGGAAGGGGUGGAAACAACAACGACUCGGGACAGAUGCCGAUGGGUGACGGCACUGGCUGGGACGUCCCCAAGAUCUCGAACAACGGCACCAUGAGCCUGCCUGGUUUUUUCCCCUGGGGCUCAAUGUUGAGUGAGCUCGGGCGCAUGUGCGAACAGCCGCUUGAAUCGAAGACCACCACCACCACCAGGGCGCAGACGACUCAGCCUUCCCAGCCCACAGCAAAGCCGCUCAAGCAGCCCGACGCCAAGCACAACAGUGUGAAAUGCUACGGCGAGGGGCGCAAGAUGAGCAACAUCCGGCUGCAGAACGGCAUCAACUCCUUCUGCAAGAACAUUGGCUCCGACGUUGGCGUCCAGGCCCGCGACCUAGAUGGCAGGGCCGCCGCCGGGCAGCAGCAGCUCCUGGGCGGCUACAAGAAGGAGUCCAUCAAGCCCUUUUCUGGACAGGAGGAGAUUAGCUUCAGCUUCGAGGUGCUCAACGGCUGCUCGUGGACGUUCAGCAUGGACGAGUGUACGCGCUACUUCAAGACGCCCGUCGAUAGCUGUAACUGUGGAGGGGAGAAUGGUAAGCAGGGCGGGUAUGGGAGUAACAACUGCCUUAGGUGGAAGACUGAUCCGAAUCGCUCGGCGUACUAGUGGUUCUCGAGAAGGAC